CCGCGGUCUACCAGUUUUAUUUCCGCGCCACACACUGCCUAAGUCUUUUCCCCUUCCGACAACAUCAGUCAUAGUCAGCUGAGAAUUGUAUUUUCUUUGGAAUUGUUCAUCUUGACCUGCGACUUGAAAGAGGUAUCUUUCAAGAUGGCUUUUGCAAUUGCCUUCUUGUAUGUGGUGUGGCUAUCAGUUUUGAACAGCUCUGCGUCGAAAGAAUGUUCGUCAGCAAGGUGUAAAUGCAUUGAUCUUGGCGAUGGAACAUGGGCUGCAAACUGCACCAGACGAAACAUAAAACAAAUACCUUUAUUUGCCAAAAAUAUCUCAAAGAUAAACCUCAGCCAUAACUUAAUCAGUGGGAUUGGUACGGAUACUGAGUGGCCACAGAUGCUUAAGGAACUGUACAUGAGGGAAAAUCAAAUCAAAUCAAUCGCCAGUAGCGCUUUCCGGGCACUCGUUCACCUCGAGGUUUUGAAUUUGGCCGGAAAUAAAUUGUGGUACAUAUAUUCACCGGAGUUGUCCUAUCUUCAAAGUUUGACAAACUUAAGGAUCUUGGACCUCUCAAACAAUGUGGACUAUAGGCGUGAUACAUCGUAUCCCGUGCACGGAUUUCGAUUCUUGAGAAAAUUGGAAUCAUUAAAGAUUGACGGUCUUCGGCGCGGAAAUUUUAAAGACGGAGACUGGAACUUGACUACUUUGACAAAUCUCACCGUUUCCGGUAUUACAGGAAAAUGUUACUUCGAGAAACUUCAAGGAGGAUUCUUCGGGGGAUUACCGUCCCUAAUACUGCUAGAAAUAACGGGGUGUCCGAUAAAGACGAUACACAAAGAUGUCUUCAGUCCCCUGCAUUCUUUACACACCCUGGAUUUAUCACACAACCAACUUCUGACGUUUGCUGUGCUAACGAACCUGUCCUUCGAUCUGCAAUUUACAAAUAUCCGGGUCCUGAAGGUUAAGAAACUGUACUGUAGACAUGGUCUUGGAACAUAUUUAUCUAACAAUCAAGUAGUUCACUUUAAAAACACAUCCAUCACAGACCUAGACUUAUCAGGCAAUCAUAUUGAAAUGAUGCAUCCGGAAGUCCCAAAAUAUUUCCCACCUAACAUGACUCGCUUAAAUAUCGCAGAAAAUCGUUUCACGUGGGGAAUGUACAUGCUCGCAUAUCAAUUUCUUACCAAACUUAAGGUUAUAGACAUCAGCAAACAAUUUUCUAAUCACUUUCAGAAUAUUCCGUCGUUUUAUUGUCAAAAUUCAAUAGACUGUGCUAGUACCGACUCCGAGAUGCAUGCGCCUUUGAAUACGCUUGAUUGGAAUGCAAGUACUAUGGUUAAAUCAACUUCUCCACAAUCAGAUUUGGACUUGUCGAAAAAACAAGUGACUUUUUAUGUGCCAAAAAGUCUUGAAAAAUUAUUUUUUCAUGACAGUAACUUUGCAUUUACCAUACCGGAGGUCCACCUCGGUAAUAACUUUUGCAGACAGUAUCAUGUACAAAACAAUUUCUUUAGUACUUUAAAUGGACCCAUGUAUGGCAUGGGUUACACGGAGUACGUAGACAUUUCGGGAAAUCUCGUACACUACAUUUCUCCCCAGUUCUUCAACUCGUUUCCGAAUAUGACGUAUUUGAACUUAUCAAAUAAUAUAUUGGGAAAUAUUUUGAAUGACACAGUUAAAGAAGAUCACUUUAAAGCACUUCAGAAGCUAAAAGAAAUUAAGCUUUCUAACAACACAAUUUCUUCAAUACCUCCAAAACUCUUAUCGGGUGCUGUAUCUUUAGAGACUCUAGACUUAAGCAAUAACCUAAUAACGAAUUUUACUUGUACAUUAAGCGAGAACACUCCUUUAAAGCACCUCGAUUUAUCGGCGAAUCGCCUGAAUGUAAUUUCUAGUCAAACAAUACAUCGUUUGGAAAGUUUUCAUGAACGUAAAAACCUGACUAUUAAUCCCUCAGGAAAUUUCUUUGAUUGCACAUGUGAAACAAUUUUCUUUUUGCAAUGGGUACGAGAUUCAAAAAUUCAUUUUCUGGAGAAAAACAAGUAUACAUGCAGAAAUUCCCAUUUAAGAAGACGAACGUUUAGCGAACUGAAUGAUAUUAUACGAGAACUCGAGCAAAAUUGUACCUCAAAUCUUCCCAGAACAAUCGGUAUAACGGUUUCUGUUAUGGUUGUAUUAACAAUUGGAAUUAUGGGUACUUUAUAUAAGUUCCGUUGGACCAUUCGAUAUUUCUUCUAUCGCACAAAAUUGGAAAUUCAAGAAAUCGUCAAACCGUCGACACGAAAAAUGAACCGAGAAUACAGAUAUUCAGCCUUCGUUUUGUACUCUGAGAACGAUUCGAUUUUCGUUGAAAACGAUUUGGUACAUCAGCUGGAAUUACAGGAAGGACUGCAGCUUUGUUUGUCGAAUCGAGACUUUUCCCCAGGUUUAAGAAAGUUCGCUAACGUCACCCAUGCCAUCCACAACAGUAGAAAAAUUAUCUGUGUAGUCACCACCGACUUUCUUGAUGACCGAUGGUGUAUACAUCAAUUGCAAAUGGCGCUGGAGGAUAAAGUUCAUCGGGAAGACGAGGAGGACUGCAUUAUCUGCAUCCUCUUCAGAGACCCUUCACUGGGAGAUCUGGGCGGAAGUCAACAAUCCCUGCUGAUAAUGCCCCUCAUUCAAAACAGGUCGCAUGCGCUCUAUUCACAGAACCCGGAAGGGCAUGCACCGUUUUGGAGGAGGCUCAUCGCCGCUCUACGAGAGUAACAAGAAGUGUUUUCGUUUGAAUGUAUUUUAUUGUAGGACAAUUAGAAAGGCAUUGGAUUCAAGUUCUUAAACACUUAGACCACCCUUCCCAACAUAUAUGGAAUGACAAAUACAUUUAUCAAAAUAAGAAUGGUGUGACCGGUCGACAGGGGAUGCUUACUCCUCCUAGACACCUGCUCCCACCUGUGAUAUGUCCAUUUGUCUCUGUUUGUCCUACUUUAAAUUUUGUAUUCUUUGUAGAAGUUACGAGAUUUAUUACUGUUCGUUAUCUUCACCUUUUUAUGGUACUUGGACACGAUUUUGGUACAGAAAUCGUUUUUGAUAUCUAAUUAAUAUAGUAUUUGAUUCGUGUAAAACAAAGCAACAUACCUGAAUUUCAAAAACUGACGCAAACAUGUAUUUGAGAUAUCUAAACUUUUCAUUUUCAAAGCAAGGCACGAGCUCUGUUUAUGUGACUCGGCUAUCAGUUGACGGCUUCGGUGAAAGAAAACUUUUACAACGAAUAAAUUCUUCUUUUUUCCCCUCUUAUUUGUGCUUGCUCUCAAAAUUGAUUUAUCACUAACGUUUGCCGAAAUAUUGAGUGUUUUUUACAUACUGUUUAGAAAUCUUGGCGUUCUUCCCUCUGCAUGUGAUUUUCUAGCUAUGACAUUUGCUUUUAGUAAGAUGUUUGCUGUUGUUUUAUGGAUUGUAGUAAGAAUUUUGGACCAAAGUCACAAUUCUUGUAGAUCCUGAAUAAACUGCUUUCUUUAUAGUUUUGAAAAACUAGAAGUUGUCUUGUAAAGAAUUGUCAUCUGUAAAUAAUCUAUAAAGACAUUACAUUUAAUCUAUGUAUAUGAAGAAUAUCAAUGGUCCUGGAUAUAAUACAGACACUUGCGGGACACCAGCAAAAUCAUAAAGUUUAAGACUGAAAGAGCGUCGCUCUAGGAUAACAUUUGUAUUAUGUUGUGUAGAUAAUGUUUUAAUCAACUAUGUAGACUGUAGCCGAUUCCACAUGUUUAUAUAUUUAAUUAGCUUUUCUUAGUCAGAAUCUUAAUUUAUAUCCAUAAAUGCACCAUGUAAAUUGAGACUGGUUUUGAAAAUAUAAGUAUAUGUACCUUUAUGAUUUCAUCUUCUAUUAUUUCCAAACCAAAUCACAGUUAAUUCGAAAUAGGAUUUUAAAAAUAGUGUUUGUGUUUUCUAUGACUGUUCUAAUGCAUUUAUCGUUUGAUGGUCAGAAAGAAUUUCAUCGAUAAGGAGCGAACAAGAAACAAUUAUGAAAUAUUCUAGAAUAACAACAUUUAGAUUAUCUGCUAUGUGUAGUGGAUUGAAAUGUUCUAAAUAUGGACGUGUUAAAUUGUUUGUCACGAUUUUUUUUUUUUUAUUUAUUUACUUUCCCACUGGUUCCUUACCCAUAGAAAAAUACACAAUGUUUCACCAAACAAAUUUUCAAAUGUAUUGCCAUGCUCAUAGAACACUUUAAUUGAAACAGGACGUACUUUGAAAAUCAUUACUUCCUGAUUACGAAUUCGAAACUGGGUGGAACCGCUGUGAUCUAACACGUACGUGAUAUAUGCCGUAUAUGUAACAAUGAUAAAAGUUCCAGACUGACGCCCUUCUCCAAUACGAAGACCGCACUAUUGUGAAUAUCUAUGUCCGGGUUGGAAAUGUUUUCUCUUCUCACCGUUGCGACUCGAAAUUCAAUCAAUAAUAUGCAUUUUAAAAAAAACCCAUUCAUUUCUUCUACAAAUACUGCGAAUAAAAAGAGGAAAAUACACAUUUGAUCUUCACAUUAAAUACGACUUAAUUAAACCAAUAUCACUGGGGUUUUUCUAAAAUAAACAACCAUACGCAUAUAAGUACUACAAGUAAUUCAAUUUCAUUUAGAGUCAGCGAAAGUUGGUACCCUAUUUGCUUUUAAAAAAGGGGGGGGGGGUGAAAUCCACAAAAUGAAAAAAAAAAUUAAUAUUUUGUUUUAAAUGUUCAACCCAAGGGACAUGCUUGUAAUCUCCGUAACUCUCUGUAGCUCCGUAACUCUCUGUAGCUCUCUGUAGCUCCGUAACUCUCUGUAGCUCUGUAACUCUCUGUAGCUCCGUAACUCUCUGUAGCUCCGUAACCCUCUGUAGCUCCGUAACCCUCUGUAGCUCCGUAACCCUCUGUAGCUCCGUAACCCUCUGUAGCUCCGUAACUCUCUGUAGCUCCGUAACUCUCUGUAGCUCCGUAACCCUCUGUAGCUCCGUAACUCUCUGUAGCUCCGUAACUCUCUGCAGCUCCGUAACCCUCUGUAGCUCCGUAACUCUCUGUAGCUCCGUAACUCUCUGUAGCUCCGUAACCCUCUGUAGCUCCGUAACUCUCUGUAGCUCCGUAACUCUCUGUAGCUCCGUAACCCUCUGUAGCUCCGUAACUCUCUGUAGCUCUCUGUAGCUCCGUAACUCUCUGUAGCUCCGUAACCCUCUGUAGCUCCGUAACUCUCUGUAGCUCCGUAACCCUCUGUAGCUCCGUAACCCUCUGUAGCUCCGUAACCCUCUGUAGCUCCGUAACUCUCUGCAGCUCCGUAACUCUCUAUUUCCUAUUUUUGAUUGGGAAAUUCAUAGGGUAAUUAUUUGUUCUAAUGAAAUGAAAUUUCAAAAUCGAUUUUCCCCCCUGUUCUGUCACUUUAUUUAUAUAUUCUUAUAUACCUAGCUACACAUAAUAAUUGCAUUGUUGUCUAAUAAUCUUGUUGCAUUUCAUAACAGUGCAUGUGAUUAAAAGUAGAUCAUAGAUUAAAUAGUUUUAUCAGAUAACAAUCCAUGAUAAUAGUAAUAAUAAUAAUGAUAUCACAGCAUGAUAUCUCUGUAACAAUGAAAAUGUUCCAGAAAUAUAGCAUUUACUUUCGUUGUUAUUGAUUGAUUGAUUGACUGUUGUUUCUUCACUCAUAUGACGUCUCAUUCGUUUUGAGCUAGCUUGCACAUUAUACACAUUAUAUACAUUAUCUUCCGUUUACAAAUACUACCAAUCAUACUAAAACAAUAUGUAUAGAUAAUUCAAUGAUAUUGUCACUGUAUGUCACGUUAAAUGAAGAGGUAAUAAUGAUUAAAAUAUCAAAGGAUUAAAA
This is a messenger RNA of Ostrea edulis (European flat oyster), 5803 nucleotides long. RefSeq names its product toll-like receptor 4. Gene Ontology annotation, cellular component: membrane. Gene Ontology annotation, biological process: inflammatory response; immune response; toll-like receptor signaling pathway. Gene Ontology annotation, molecular function: protein binding; transmembrane signaling receptor activity. The record is from RefSeq and is a predicted model, not a curated record. The coding region runs from base 145 to 2733 and encodes 862 amino acids. The transcript has 2 exons. Lineage: Eukaryota; Metazoa; Mollusca; Bivalvia; Ostreida; Ostreidae.